AUGCACUCCUGCUCUAUGCUAUGUCGCUGGUGCCGACGCUCCUGCCCAUCUCAGUACCGCCCUCACCUAAGUGGAGAUGCAGGCGCCCGCAGCCACCACCACCGACAUCGACGCGUCGACGCCUGGAACGUCGGAAACAGCGCGCGCCGGCACGCAUCGCUUCCUAAUCUGGCGCCGAUCGCUGAUGCUGGUGGCGCCGCCGACGUCCCGAACGCCCAUUUUGGCGCUGCCGCUGGGCCUGUUCGAUCGCCACGGAUCGAGUGUGCCGGCUCCCGAGGCGUGCGCCGGUGGUGCCACCGCGGCGUCUCGCAGGGCCUGCACCGGGGCCUGUUCGCCGCAGGGCGCUCCGCGCACAGACGCACGCACACGCGGUGCGCCUUGAUCCCCAAUGCAGCACCACCCACGAUAGAGACAUUGCUGUUUUUCCUGGAACGUGGCUCUGUUCUGAUUAAUAUGCGAGCGUGGCUUCUUUUCGCUUUUCUUAGCCUGUGGGGGCUUGCGGGAUGUUUGUCUCGUUGUGCUGCGACAGUGGUUACGCCGCUGAACCUCGAGACGCUCGAAGAGAGUAUCCUGCGGGUGCCGAGCAGGGCGCUCGGUGGCAUCUACAUCAACGAGACCGACGCUAUGGCCCUGAACGUGUCGCAAUACGACUUUACCAUCAUGAAUGCGCUUGCAGACCUUGAUCAUGACCUGUGUCUGAACAAGGGACUGAUCAUUGGUGCUGCGAACGUCGUGGAUAACAUGGUGGAGUGUCCGAUAGCAGACGUGGCCGCUGGCAACUGCAGUGCGCUCGGACGGGCAGCUGUCGAGUCAGCGCUCGCCGUGGGCGGCUGGACCAGCACCGACUAUAUGGGCGCUGCGCAUGCCACAAAGUUGCCAGCGCACUAUUUCAACUGGUCGAGUCCGUAUGCAUACGGCGGCGAGGGCCUCUUUGGACGGGAGGCCUUUGAAGCUGCAAUGCUGGUGGUUCCAGAGAUGGAACGGGUAUUCCGUUCAGCGCUGACCUCUGGUCGGUACAAGUUUAUCGCAUCGUAUACCGCACAAAUGCUGAACGACGAAAUUUACACCUACGUCAUCUUGGGCUCGGAUCCCAGCCAGCAUUGUUACAGCGCUGGUGCUUGA
Messenger RNA from Cyanidioschyzon merolae strain 10D, 1122 nucleotides. RefSeq lists its product as hypothetical. The record is from RefSeq and is a predicted model, not a curated record. The transcript has a single exon. The coding region runs from base 1 to 1122 and encodes 373 amino acids. Lineage: Eukaryota; Rhodophyta; Bangiophyceae; Cyanidiales; Cyanidiaceae.